AAAGCGAGCUCCUCGAACGUUCGGUGGAGUUCAAGAAACCCUCUCGUUUUGUGUCUCCCUCGUCUCAUCCUCUUGAGAAACCCUUCCCUUCUCGCCGAUCCAGAAUCGAACCGGAGUUAUUCUUUCUUCGUCUUCGAUCCCUUUCGAUGGAAUCGACCGGCCCUUCUCUCGACGAUUGCUUGAAGUUGUUGAGAGGGCAGCGCGACGAGCAGAAGCUCGCCGGACUCCUCCUCGCCGCCAAGUUCUGCCAAGGGGGCGACACCGCUUCUGUUCUCAAGGUUUACGAAGCCGUCGGCGCGAGAUUCCUUCAGCGGCUCCUCAUGACCGGCAUGGGAAAGGGAGCCAGCGGGGUUAAGAGUGGCGAGGAGCAGGAGGCGUUUUUGCGACUCUCCAUCACCCUUCUUGCUGCAUUGUGUCGGGUGCCGGAGAUUGCGUCGUCGGAGGAAAUGAACUCCCAAAUUCCUCACGUAGCAGAAAUUACUUCAACGUCGUCUGACCCCUUUAUUGUUGAGGAAUGCUAUGAGUUUCUGUUGUUGGUUGCUGCAGCUUCAGAGAAUGGUCUAGUCAAAUUUUAUGAAUCUGGAGUGAUGGACAUUCUUGCUCCACAUAUUUCUACUCUGACUGAUGGUUCUCGGUCACUUGAGUUUGCCAUGCAACUUCAGCAGCUAGUAGUGAAUCGGCUAUCUGAUGAUUUGUUAAAUGAUGAGAACCUACGAGGCAUGUUAGCCAUGGUGACUUCUGUUGCUAGGCAAUUUGCUGUACUGCAGAACAUCCACAAAUUCGAUGCUUUGCAUAUGCUUACUACACUUCUAUCAUCAAAUUACGUUCCACUUCAUGAAGCUCUAAGGUCAAUAUCAACUGAUAUUUGGGCAAGUCAAAUACGCAUUGGCAUUAGCGAAAUACUUCAAAACCGAGUUGUUUCUACUGAAAAGCUCCAAGCCCUUCUUCUGGCUGAUUUAAUGAUGUCUAUACUUGGGGUAAACUGGCUGCUGGAACACACAAGUUUGCAUCAUAACCAGGAACCGAUGCCAGUUGACAAGUUUGUAUUGCUUGUACUCGAGUCCUCAAGGGUAGAAGUUGCUGUUCUUCUUAAUGAGCUGGCCUACUUAAAAUAUGAAGCUUCCAGAAGUUCUUCCGAUGCUGCAGGAACAAUCUUUCAGAAGCAGCGAUCUUUGGCUAUAUUAUUUUCUUUGAUGGAGAAGAUCAUUAAACUUAUGUCAACUGUCAGUGGGGCAAAAGAUCCUUCCGUCAAAGAGAGCACUUUGACAAAGAUGAUUUUGGGACUCAAUGAGACAAUUGAUUUGGUUCUGGAUUUUUUGCAAGACUCAAAGGAUCAUGGUCAAAUAAAGGGAGAUGACCUGUUGGCAGCAGUCCGAAUAAUAGGAAGCUAUCUUGCAGAGGCACCCACUGCAUGUAAGGAAAAGACCCGAGAUUUGUUAGGAUAUCUUCUAUCAAUUGAAGGUGAAGAGGAAUCAAGUCCCUUCUACUCUGUCUGCUUCUUGCUUCCAAUGUUGUGCCAAUUAACCAUGGACAUUGAUGGGUGUAAGGCAUUGGCUUCAGUUGGUGGACAUAAAAUGAUAGUGGAAUGCCUUGUGAACAUGGUUGGAAGAAAUGGCAAGAUGGUUAAUAUUAGCGAUAGAGUGCUUUUGGCUUGUGACACCAUCCUUAAUCUCCUGUUAAAUCGAAAGGAACUUGAAGUUUGGAUAGAGGGGUCUCAAUUUGUCAAUCUGUUACAUGCAUUGAUCUUUUGGACUGAGAACUGCAAGGAUCCAUCUGUCGUGAUGAUGGCUUCAAGCAUUUGCUCAUUGGUGUUUGAUUUAACAUCUGAGGAAUCUCUUCUAAACCAAUGGAAUUUCGAUCAGAGCUCUUUUGAGAAGUUGUCUCAUCUCAUUGUCAGAAGUUUAAACCAGGGUGAGAUGAGCGAGGAUUUUAAAGACCAGUCAGAUCUUCAUCAAAUCAUUAUUUCAGCGUAUUGUGAUUGGGCUGAUCGGUUCCCUUUUGUUAGAAAUGCUGUUGAAAAUUAGUAAAUCCCUUGGAAGAUUUUAUACAUUACAAUAUUUGGCCGGCGAUCCAUCAUUGGUCUCUUCAUUGGAAGUCUGUUUGGCAGCACCGGACUGGUCUGAGACUAAAUCUGGUUUAGAUCACAUUAUCUAACACUAGCAAGACCUCGAGGAAUAUUCUUGCAUGUACAAUUGGCAGUAUUGCCUAUAGAAAUAUGUGUAAUUAGUGAAGAUGGCCCAAAUUAAUUAAGUUGAAUGUACCAUUAUCUGCAAACAUUGUCAUCGUUCAGUACAUAGUGCUGCCAGUGCACUAAUAGACAAAAGGAGAAGUAA
This is a messenger RNA of Musa acuminata subsp. malaccensis (wild Malaysian banana), 2333 nucleotides long. RefSeq lists its product as uncharacterized. Lineage: Eukaryota; Viridiplantae; Streptophyta; Magnoliopsida; Zingiberales; Musaceae. The record is from RefSeq and is a predicted model, not a curated record.